CUUUUAUCUUCUGUAUUUUCAAUAAAAUCACGCGACAUUUAUAUUCUCCGCUUCAAAACACAUGCAUCUCUCUGUUAUAUGACAUAUGCUAAUUAGCUCGUGCGACACCAACAUGGCGGACGAUAACAUUUGAUAGGUGUAUGACGUCACAUGAAAACCAAGAAUACAAACCAGGAAAAAUUAUUUAUUUUUUAUUUUUUAUUUAUUUCCAGAAAUGGAUUUUUAAUGUCUUACCUUGGUUGGUGUUCUUUCCUUUUUCUACAAUAGCUGGACUGUUAGCUGAUAGAAUGAUCAAAUCAGGCUGGUCAGUGACAUUUGUUAGGAAAUUUUUUCAGACUUUCUCGAUGUGUGGAACAGCCUUCUGCAUGCUCUUGUUUGACUGGGUGGUGACAUUCCCUCAAGCAAUGGUCCUUAUUAUGAUUACUAUGGCAUGUAAUGCUAUGGGGAACUGUGGAGUCCCAGUAACACCUCAAGACAUGGCACCAAAGUUUGCUGGAUCAUUAUUUGGUUUGAUGAAUUCUGCAGGCGCAUUUUCAGGGAUUGUGCUAGUACCUAUCUCUGGUCAUGUCCUAGAGAUCACUCAGUUAUGGAGCUCAAUAUUCCACAUUAAUACUGCCAUACUGCUAUUUGGAGCUGCAGUUUUUCUUAUUUUUGGCACUGCUAAACAAAUUGCAUAAUGUGUAGUUCCAAAAAUUUUCCAUACCCCCCUCACGGAGGAAUUUUUUUAAGACACCCCCCUACCCCCCAGAAAUUCCAAUUUUCUUCCACACAAACUCUGUAAUCUUUGUUCUUUCUCUGACCCCCUACUCUUCAAAAAUUCCAAAUUUCUUUUGGGUAUGGAUGAUUUCUGGAUAUACACAAUAAACAUAAAUAAGGUCACUAGUAAGCAUUCAUGUAAUGCUACAUACCCUUCUCAGUUUAGAUUGGCUUGACAAAUGUUUUGUUGGUGCAUGUUGUUGUCACUGGCAAUGAAGCCGGCUAUUACUAAGGGCCAGUUUGAAAUAAUCAGGAGAGGAAGAAAGGAAGACACUUGUUUUUAUCGAUCUCUUCACCAUAGUCUCCCUCACAUCCGUUUUUAGUGUUUUACUCCACCUUUCCAGUCGAAAGCUAGAAAUUCUGAAAGGCGGAGUCCAGGCGACUCGGGGCCGGCCAACCUUGAGAUCCCCAGGGCAUUUGGGCGGGGGAGACUAUCUUCACCAGGGCAGGACCCAAAACUCUGUGUGAUAUAGCUAAGGGUGGGUUAGAGACCCGUUUAUGAGCAGAUCAAUAAUGGAAAUCAAGUAUUAAAUUGGAAGAUUAAGAAAAUGUAAAUUUUUUGUAAUCCAAUUGGAACAGGCUCCCCAGUCCAACCAUCUCUAGCGGACUAUAAAUCCCUAAGAUCUAUAAUAGACCCUUUUACCUUGGGCAUACCAUUCCUUUAAGAACAAGACUCUUUGUGGGAGUCGUAUCUACAUUCAUGUGUCUAGUCUACAACUAUGUGUGCAGUCGUUAAACAUAAAAUCUUAUUCUCCAGGGAAUGUCACCUGGACCUGCGCCAGCGAGCCCGUUGUGCCCGCGGACAUUUGUGCCUGUCAUGCGCGCGCGCCCGCGCCAGUGACGCCUGUUCAUUACUGUUGUUAUUGGUCGGCCAUCUUGCGACUACGUUUCAUGAUUAAAGCUUGUUCAUUCGUUUACG
Actinia tenebrosa (Australian red waratah sea anemone) is the source of this 1675-nucleotide messenger RNA. RefSeq names its product voltage-gated purine nucleotide uniporter SLC17A9. The record is from RefSeq and is a predicted model, not a curated record. Gene Ontology annotation, molecular function: transmembrane transporter activity. Gene Ontology annotation, biological process: transmembrane transport; ATP transport. Lineage: Eukaryota; Metazoa; Cnidaria; Anthozoa; Actiniaria; Actiniidae.